AUGACCAAGUUUCCGCUCGAGCACGCUCCGUUUCUCCCUAUCCACUUCAUCCAAUCCGACAAGGAAGCCCUACUUGAUCUGGCCGACACCUUCGUCUCCGAGACGAUCGAGGACUACGAGAGACAUGUGCAUUAUAACAACGGCAUCGUGGAUUCAACGGAGUGGGUUCGAGUCAAGCAAUUUGAAGACGUCAUCGUGUACGAAGACCGACGCGCACUCAAAGAGCGUCGUCUAUCGCGUGUCAGCUCCUUACGCACACCCAAGCGCAAUGGCAAUAUGCUCAAACUGCUUUGGGCCGGGACUAUCCGUGGGGACCUGGACGACGUCAUGUAUGCUUCAAUGAAUCGAGCGGCCGAAGAGGCCAAGGUCAAAGCGGCCUACGUCGAGAGCAACUGCAUCGACUUUGCUGUGUUGGACACGCUAAUUCAUCCGACAGCCAACGACCCGUUCCGCAGCGUACAAAUCAAGUGGAUGGUGAAUGCGGGCCCGCCCAUGAUGCGGUCGGUCGUGCGCUCAAGAGACUUUGUGUACCUCGAGUCUACCGGGAUGACAAGCACGUCGACCGGCGAACGAAUCGGCUUUCAACUGCUGCACUCGAUUUCGCUCCCUGGGGCGCCAGAGCUGCAUGAACACAAACUCGUUCGGGGCAAUAUGAGCUUGUUCUAUUUCUUCCGCCAGAAGGGUGAGGGAGUGGUGGAGACGUACGUAAAAGCGUUCAUCGAUCUGAUGGGCGACAUGCCUCUCCGAGUCGCUACAACGCUGUCGACAAGCGGCGUCGUGUGUGUAUGGAAGCUCGGAGGUUACGCGCUGAUGAAGAAGCUUAAUUGGAGGCUGAGUCAGCGACGUGCGCUCGUACCAAGCGACUGGGCAAAGCUUUGCCACGUUUGCGCAAAGAUCAUUCAGGGCAGUAUGGUUCGUCGUCGCACUUGCAAGAUAUGCGUGCACCAGUGCUGUGCUCGCUGUUGCGUGUCCAAGAAGAUGUUUUUCGUGCCGGCACACAGUCAAUCAGUGGUGCAGAAGAUCGCCAAUGUCUGCACGACCUGCAUCCAGACGGCGUCGUACUCGAAUGGCAUGGACAUCGCGUUGGACGAGAUCUCAAGGACAGCUGGACAUUUUAAGGCCUACGCUUACUGGGCUGUCGCCUCGCCUACGUCUUCCUCUUCGUCGCUAAUGCUAUGA
Molecule: messenger RNA, 1179 nt
Organism: Phytophthora infestans T30-4
Lineage: Eukaryota; Oomycota; Peronosporomycetes; Peronosporales; Peronosporaceae
Exons: 1
Coding region: 1-1179 (392 amino acids)
Source: RefSeq, a predicted model, not a curated record